GCGCGCGCUGUUUCCGGAAGUGUCCAGGGUCUGUUUCGUGGCGGCCUCCGACAUCCCCACGCUGCUUUUGCUGCGGAACUCUGCGCGUGGACCGGCGUCGGCCUGGGCGGGGCCAAGGUUCCGUCUGCGCCGCAGGAUGGAGAUAAUCCGGAGCAAUUUUAAGAGUAAUCUUCACAAAGUGUACCAGGCCAUAGAGGAGGCUGACUUCUUCGCCAUCGAUGGGGAGUUUUCAGGAAUCAGCGAUGGACCCUCAGUAACAGCAUUAACAAGUGGUUUUGACACCCCAGAAGAGAGAUAUCAGAAGCUUAAAAAGCACUCCAUGGACUUUCUGCUGUUUCAGUUUGGCCUCUGUGCUUUUAAGUAUGACCAUGCAGAUUCCAAGCAUGUAACGAAGUCAUUUAACUUCUAUGUUUUCCCCAAGCCUUUCAGUAGGUCCUCACCAGAUGUCAAAUUUGUUUGCCAGAGCUCCAGCAUUGACUUCCUGGCAAGCCAAGGAUUUGACUUUAAUAAAGUGUUUUGCAGUGGAAUUCCAUAUCUGAAUCAGGAAGAAGAAAGGCAGCUGAGAGAGCAAUUGGAUGAAAAACGGUCUCAAGCCAAUGGGGCAGGAGCUCUGGCAAAAUGUCCUGUGUCAAUCCCUGAGGAUCAGAAGAAGUUUAUUGACCAAGUAAUAGAGAAGAUAGAGGAUUUCCUACCGAGUGAAGAGAAGAGGAGCCUGGAACUUGACCCAUGCACUGGGUUCCAAAGAAAACUUAUUUAUCAGACUUUGAGUUGGAAGUAUCCUAAAGGCAUUCAUGUUGAGACAUUAGAGACUGACAAGAAGGAAAGACAUAUAGUUAUCAGCAAAGUGGAUGAAGAAGAACGCAAAAGGAGAGAGCAGGAGAAGUACACAAAGGAGCAGGAGGAACUGAAUGAUGCUGUGGGGUUUUCAAGAGUCAUCCAUGCCAUUGCUAAUUCGGGGAAGCUGGUGGUUGGACACAAUAUGCUCUUGGAUGUCAUGCACACGAUUCAUCAGUUCUACUGCCCCCUGCCUGCGGAUCUGAAUGAGUUUAAGGAGAUGGCAAUAUGUGUCUUCCCCAGACUCUUGGAUACUAAGUUGAUGGCCAGCACACAGCCUUUUAAGGAUAUCAUUAACAACACAUCCCUUGCAGAGUUGGAAAAGCGGUUGAAAGAGACACCUUUUGACCCUCCUAAAGUUGAAAGUGCGGAAGGCUUUCCAAGCUAUGACACAGCUUCCGAGCAGCUUCAUGAGGCGGGGUACGAUGCCUACAUCACAGGACUCUGCUUCAUCUCCAUGGCAAAUUACUUAGGUUCUUUACUCAGUCCUCCAAAAAUGUGUGUGUCUGCCAGAUCAAAGCUCAUUGAACCCUUUUUUAACAAGUUAUUUCUUAUGAGAGUCAUGGAUAUUCCCUAUUUAAACUUGGAAGGGCCAGACUUGCAGCCUAAGCGGGAUCACGUUCUCCACGUGACCUUCCCCAAAGAGUGGAGAACCAGUGACCUGUACCAGCUCUUCAGUGCCUUCGGUAACAUUCAGAUAUCCUGGAUUGAUGAUACAUCAGCCUUCGUUUCUCUCAGCCAGCCAGAACAAGUACAAAUUGCUGUUAAUACCAGCAAGUACGCGGAAAGUUAUCGGAUCCAGACCUACGCUGAGUAUGUAGGAAAGAAGCAGGAAGGCAAGCAGGUCAAGAGGAAGUGGACAGAAGACAGUUGGAAGGAGGUGGACAGAAAGCGGCCGCACACACAGGGCCCCUGUUACCACACCAACAGCUUCACAGCAACCGGCGGGGUUGGGAAGAGAACACCGAGUCCCGACCCACGGGAAGCUGCCUCAGCGGACAGAGAAUCAGAGGAGAUAUCUGACUCGGAGCUUGAGCAGACAGAUUCCCGUGCAGACCCCCUCCCCGAGGGAAGGAAAAAGGCCAAGAAGUUAAAAAGAACGAAGAAGGAGCUUUCCUUAGCAGGAAGUGUCUCAGAUAGCCCUGCCGUGCUCUUUGAAGUCCCGGACACAUGGUAGUGGAGUACUGCUGCGACAGCCCAGCCUACCUUCUUGGAAGCCAUACUGUAGACACUUAAUCAGAUAUGGCUUGGGAGAGUUUUGGAACCAGCUUGUUUCCUGCAAAAGCUACUUUUUACUUUUUUUGGCUGUAUCUAUCGUCCCUUGUAAUCUAAACUGACCUUUGGCACAUGUCAUGGUUGAGGGCUUCUGCAAGCAUGUGUGUUAUUAAUUAAUUACUUCCUGCUCCUGGAAAACCUGCCUGCCCUGGUGAAUGUUGGCAAGUCCACCCAGGGAGUAAGUCAGCUGUGAACCAUGCCACGAGAGCCAACCUCCGGGGCGUCCUAGGCAGAUUUCUGCAGAGCUUCUCCUGCCUGAGAUGUACCGGCCAUCUUCCCACUGCUGCCCAGAAACAGCACGCAGGCUUGUCUUUUCCAUGGAGAUAUUCCUGUGCUAACUCAGGGUCAUCUCAACAGAUGCCCAGGCUUCCAGAGCUUCUUAUUUCAAGUUACCUUCCCUCAGAUAGAAGUCUUUCACGGGGUGUGGUGAUGUGUGGGUGUGAAGCUGGCUCUUCUGUUCCUAUACCCAAUGCUGUGUUCAUGGUGCAGCAGCGUCUCCUGUCUUUACUGUAUGUCUUUGUGUUAUCUGUAUCUGGGUACAUGGUGUGUGUGUGUGUGUGUGUGUGUCUGUGUCUGUGUCUGUCUGUGUGUGUGUAUGUCUGUAUGUGUUUGUGUGUGUCUGUGUGUGUGUCUGUGUCUCUGUGUGUGUCUGUAACAGUGGCAGGCCUACAGCAUGCAUCAAGUCCUCAUUCAGACAGGUUUCAAUGGCAGAGCAUCACUUGCUCCUGCAGGAUACUCCACAGCAGAUACUUCUGGUCAUGUAAUGCUUUUGUAUCAUGAAAAUAAAAGUGAAAAAAUAAUUUCAAAAGGAUGAAAUUAAAGAAAAUUUCCU
Messenger RNA from Mus pahari (shrew mouse), 2941 nucleotides. It is a transcript of the gene Parn, whose product is annotated as poly(A)-specific ribonuclease. Gene Ontology annotation, biological process: nuclear-transcribed mRNA poly(A) tail shortening. Gene Ontology annotation, molecular function: poly(A)-specific ribonuclease activity; metal ion binding; RNA binding. The coding region runs from base 137 to 2011 and encodes 624 amino acids. Lineage: Eukaryota; Metazoa; Chordata; Mammalia; Rodentia; Muridae. The transcript is spliced from 24 exons. Gene Ontology annotation, cellular component: nucleus; cytoplasm. The record is from RefSeq and is a predicted model, not a curated record.